AUGUCUUCGCGAGUUUUACGAAGUAAAGUAAAUAAAGGAAAUAAAAGAAAAUAUGAUAAUUAUGAUGUAACAAACAACCCAUCGACACAAAAAAAAAAUAAAAAGAACGAAGAUGAUGAUAGCGAAGAUACUAUAACAAGUACCUCCUCAACUACCAAACGAUCAGUGAAUAGAAAAUCUAGAAAAGAACAGCGACAAGGAAGAAUAACCAAGACCUUCGUAAUCAAACAAAUUGAUAAUUUUAUAAAAGAUAUCAGUAACCAAAAACGCAAAGCUUCCAAUGAAAACGAAUGCAUCUAUAAUCAUGAAAUUGAAUUGUUUGAAGAUUUGAAGAAAAUUUUCGAACUUACUAAUGAGGAUAAUUCUUCGGUUUUUGCAUUUUAUCGUAAUUUUCAAGAUAAAAGAAAAGAAAGUGUUAAGGAAAUUAAAAGAUUAUGUGAAGAAAACCAGCGACUUAGAAAAAAAAUUGAUGAAUUAAAUGAAGAGAUUAUGACAUUGAAUGAUCAAUACUUAAGUGAAGUGGCUGAAAAUGAAAAAAUGAGAUCACGAAUCGAAGAGCUGGCCGAAGAG
Dentiscutata erythropus is the source of this 570-nucleotide messenger RNA. Lineage: Eukaryota; Fungi; Glomeromycota; Glomeromycetes; Diversisporales; Gigasporaceae. The record is from the annotation of a GenBank genome assembly.